Molecule: messenger RNA, 1464 nt
Organism: Triticum turgidum subsp. durum (durum wheat)
Lineage: Eukaryota; Viridiplantae; Streptophyta; Magnoliopsida; Poales; Poaceae
Source: the annotation of a GenBank genome assembly
AUGCGGAUCCCGCGGCGGAAGGCCGGGGUGCCGCUCGGCGUGCCCAGCCGGCGGGCGCAGAUCGCCGCGGUCUUCGCGCUCGCCGUGCUGCUCGGCGUCUCCGUCCUCUACGACAGCGCCCACAUCGCCGCCUCGCUGCGCCGCCACAGCGGCUACAACAGGCUCUCCCCCACCAGGGAGGCGCCGGCGGGGGCUGGCCCGCGCGCUACACCGGCGCAGGCAGUGGAAUCAGCGGGGGCGGCCACGGAUCGGACCGACCCGCCCCCGCGGCUCGGGGCGGAGGGGGUGUCUAAGUCUAACCCCGGGACGGCAGCCGAUGGGUCCUCGCCGGAGACGGGGGUCCUGAAGGAAGUGGUGGCGGAAGGGGGCGAGGCUACCUGCGACAUGUACAAGGGGAGGUGGGUGCACGACGAGGAGAACGCGCCCAUGUACAAGGAGUCCGACUGCGAGUUCCUGACAGAGCAGGUCACCUGCAUGCGCAACGGCCGCCGCAGCGACGAGUACCAGAAGUGGCGGUGGCAGCCUGAUGCCUGCGACCUCCCAAGGUUCGAUGCUAAGUUGCUUCUUGAGAAGCUAAGGAACAAAAGGAUGAUGUUUGUGGGGGAUUCACUGAACAGGAACCAGUGGGAGUCCAUGGUGUGCCUGGUCCAGUCUGUGGCUCCAUGGGAUAAGAAAAAGCUUGUCAAGAAUGGAUCUCUAAAUGUGUUCCGCCUUCAUGAGUACAAUGCAACGAUUGAGUUCUAUUGGGCUCCUUUCCUAGUUGAGUCGAACUCAGAUGAUCCAGACAUUCAUAGCAUCACUGACCGAAUGAUCACGCCAACAUCGAUCGCCAAGCAUGCAGCAAAUUGGAUAGGGGUGGACUAUUUGAUCUUCAACACUUACAUUUGGUGGAUGAACACCCCGAAGAUGAAAAUUGUGCCUGACGGAUCCUUCACAAGGAAACCGGUUAAGUAUGAUGAAUUGGAUCGUGUGGUUGCAUACCGACAGAUCCUCGAGACAUGGUCUGGAUGGGUAGAAGAGAAUGUAGAUCCCAAAAGGACAAUGGUCUUAUUCAUGAGUGUUUCACCAGUACAUAUGCAGAGUGAAGGCUGGGGCAGUCCUGACAACAUAAAAUGCUUCUCUGAGACACAACCAGUGCUGAAUUACACAAAAACACUGGAUGUCGGCACUGACUGGGAUCUUUUCACGGAAUCUCAUGAAGUGACGAAGGCGAUGAAGAAGGUACCCGUGCACUUCAUCAACAUAACCGCAUUGUCAGAGAUCCGCAAGGACGCACACACAUCUGUGCACACGCUGCGACAGGGUAAGCUCCUGACAAAGGAGCAGCAGGCUAACCCACGCAAGUUCGCCGACUGCAUCCACUGGUGCCUCCCUGGCUUGCCGGACACAUGGAACGAGUUCAUUUACGGCCACAUUGUGUCGAGCCCUCUACAGCGGCAGAUUGAGAAUCAAUCUGCAAGAUGA